Messenger RNA from Camelus dromedarius (Arabian camel), 617 nucleotides. RefSeq names its product family with sequence similarity 240 member B (gene FAM240B). The transcript is spliced from 2 exons. The record is from RefSeq and is a predicted model, not a curated record. NCBI's taxonomy places the organism in Eukaryota, Metazoa, Chordata, Mammalia, Artiodactyla, Camelidae. The coding region runs from base 33 to 269 and encodes 78 amino acids.
CUCGGGUUCGCUUUAUCUUUCAUUUUCAGGGAAUGAACAACCAAUACGUCCGCCGGGAAGUCUUCUGCUGUGAAACGUGUCAUGAGCUCAAAAGCUUCUGGGAGAAAGAAAUCAGGAAACAGACCUGUUACCGGGAGCUGGAGGAAGGCCGUCAGGAAAGGAGUGCCCUGAGAAAGCUCAGAGAAGAAUGGAAGCAGAGACUGGAGAAAAGGCUGAGGAUGCUGGACAAUCCUGAUGGGAAGGAAAAGCAGUCGGACACGGUGGGCUGAGAGCUUCCUGCCUCGUCCACUUCAAAGACAACAAGCCACCAAGGGCACUUUUCUAGGAGAAUAAACUAACACCCACGCUACGUUGACUUACUAAGCAGGACACUAUUUGCUCUCCCAUUUGUGAGGGGAUUUACGUGUGAACCCUCCCCCCAGUGCUAAUGGGCAUCGUUAUCCGGCCAAAUCCUCUCUGCACAGAGGGCGGGAUGGCCGCCAAUGGGAGGUGCAGCUCGGGUUAUCUAAGAUUGAAAUCUCUUGGAAUUAGCACUUGCGAGGUUUCAAAGAUCCAUGUAGUAUAAUUUGUUUCCACAUUUUCUUCUCAUUUUGAAACCUGAAUGUUUUAUCCAAGCU